AUGUACAAGGAGACCGAGCCCCUGAGAGAUCUCAGCCUCAGCCACGAACGUGAGGGCGGCGCCGAACUCCUCGAGAUCCGCGUGCCGGCCCACUGCCUCACCAGCAACAACCGGCACGUGAGGUCCCGCCAGCUCUGGGGCUGCGACUUGUACACCGACGACUCUGAUGUGGUGGCAGUGCUCAUGCACUGUGGCUACUGGUCCCUCUUUUUGGCACGCAACAACAUCCGCUCCCGGGCCUGGGCCGCCCCAGUCACGAGCGUGGACCUGGCGGCCAACUUGGACGGGCUGCCGCUGGGCGCGCCCACCUUCACCCCCUCCCACCACGAGCGCAUCCUCACCCGCUCCUCGGCGGGGAGCGGAGCCCGCCUGCGCACCGCGCAGGAGGUCACCGUGGUCUUCAACCUGGCCAAUGAGCCGUGGCUCAAGUACAGCGCCGCCGCGGUGGCAGACCGCGGCCUGCGGCCCCACGAGUGGACCUCAGCGCGCAUGAGAACCGCCACCCUGUACCUGGAGAGCCACACGCACCGAUACGAGCUGAGCCGGGUGGCCGGGGAGGAGGGCGCGACCGACGAGCAAUACCGCUUCGCGCGCUGCGCCGAGGCGCUGCCCCGGUCGCGCAUGCGGCAGCUGGGCGUGCCGCUGCCAGGCAGCGAGGUCACCGUGCUCUGUCCGGACCUGUCCUGGGAGGAGCUCCAGUGGGCCCAGCAUGGCGUGAAGAUCAGAGACAAGUUCUACGCCCUGGUCAGGCUGCAGUUUGUGACGCCCGCGGACCUAGAAGAGCACGGGAAGUCGGUCUGA
This is a messenger RNA of Auxenochlorella protothecoides, 801 nucleotides long. RefSeq lists its product as hypothetical. The record is from RefSeq and is a predicted model, not a curated record. Bases 1 to 801 code for a protein of 266 amino acids. NCBI's taxonomy places the organism in Eukaryota, Viridiplantae, Chlorophyta, Trebouxiophyceae, Chlorellales, Chlorellaceae. The transcript is spliced from 6 exons.